ACAGCGGCGGCCGCCGCCCGCGCACCCCCUCCGCGCGGCCCGCCCCGCUCCUGCCCCCGGCCCAACGGCUGCUGAGGGAAGAGGUCGUUGAAUGAGCGGCUGACGGGACGCGGGCAGCGGGCGCCGUUCCGACCACGCUCGGCCCGGCGAGCUGACAGGGGAUCUCCCGCAGCCUCGGCUGGCGGGGCGGGGCGGCGGCGAGGGGAGGAGGCGGACCCCCCGCCUCGGCUUCCCCGCGGCCGCCCCGGCUGGCGGCCCCUCGCGGCGGGCGGCAGGGCAUGUCCGCGGCGCAGGUGUCGGCGGCGCCCGUCGGCGAUCCUGAGGGAGGCGGCCCGGCGGGCAGCCGGCCCCGGGAGUCGGAGCAGCCGCGGCGGCCGGAGCCCAGCUCGCCCCAAGGGGAGGAGGCCGCCGAGGGGGGCGGCCGGGGGCGGCCGGCGGUGGAAGCCCCGCCGCCCAAGGAGAACCCGUGGACGAGGCGCAGAGCCGCGGGGAACAGCCCCUCGCCGCCCGCGGCGGACGGACACCUCGUCCCGCAGGACCCAGAACUACAUAAUUCCACUAAAGUUAUAAAAGCAGCGAAACCCAGGACAAGGAAAUUCAGCAAGGCUGAGGUAUAUCACGAUGAUAUCACAAACUGGCCAACACCGAGUGAAAUAGCAAACAAUGAAUGCAAGACUGUAAGUCACAGUAAGAAGCCAACAAAUAGAAGAGAAAAGGAGGAAAAAUCUGAUCAAAAAAGCAAUAAUGGAAUCAAGGACAAGCCAGAGGCAAAGCCAAAUGGUCCAGGAGAUAAUACUAUCAAAGAUGAAGUUCAAACUAAUAACCAGAGGAAAAAAGGUAACAAGCAGAAAUGGGUGCCACUUCACUUGGAUGAUGUAAGGUCAGACAGUCGAGAAAGACCAGGCUCUCGAACUAGCUCAGGAUUCCUGCUGGAAACAAACAAGUCAAUACCUCAUGACAACUGGAGGAGUGAGACAAGAAAUUGGCGCCGUGAUAGAGAAAAGAAGGAUGAUCAUGAUGAAGUGUGCAGUGUGAGAAGUGAAGGUGGCAGUGUUCGAGGCUUCUCCAGAGGCAGAGGAAGAGGCAGAGGCAGGGGAAGAGGACGAGGCAGAGGAAACCCUAGAAUGAACUUUGAAUAUUCAGUUGGUUAUCAAGAACUGUAUGAUGAAGGGACCGACCAAAUAUUUCAACCUGAGCUUAAUGCUACUGUGUUGUAUUACUAUGGUGACGGAGCAGGCGUGCAGAUGUAUUCUGUGGAUGAAGCACUUCUCAAAGAAUAUAUAAAGCAUCAAAUUUGACGCAAAAAGGAAGAAAAAAGCCUCUUUAAGGGCAGAAAGUAUCUGGCAUGUGGCUAUCAACUUCAAAACUUCUAUUGCAAUCUUUUUUGUUACUUUUGCUGCCAGGCCCCUAUGAGACCUGACAGUGGACAUGUACCCCCAUGUCAGGAUAAUCGGCCUGCACUGUCCUCAGACAAGUGGGGGAGGAGCACAGACACUCCACUGUUGGCCAGAUUUCUGGGCAUGCAGUGUAGAAUCCAGACCUCCUAAGUGAGUAUUAUUUCAGCGCAGAAAAUUUGGAAAGAGACUUCUUUUUGAGGAGAAAGAUGGACCAACAAGGAUUUCUACCUGUUUCACUGAUUGCUAGCUUCCGGCGAAUGCAAGCUCUGACUACAAAUGCUGCACUCAUUUUGGAGGCCAUAAAGGACAGUACAGAAGUUGAAACUGUGGAUCAGAGGCUAAGAAAAAGGGUUGAUCCAGAAAAGUGGCCAAUUCCAGGUCCUCCUCCAUGCAGUCUGCCACCAACUGACUUUUCUCAGCUCAUCAAUUGUCCAGAAUUCGUACCAGGCCAAAAUUUUGGCUCGCAUACUGAGUCUGCACCAAAUUCUCCAAGAAUGGGAAGCCUACUGAGUCCAAAGGAAAACACUGAAACGAGUAAUUUUCAGACAAUGUCUAAAGGACUGUCUACAAGUUUGCCUGAUUUGGACUCUGAACCUUGGAUAGAAGUGAAGAAAAGGCAUCGUGCAUCCACUGUCAAACUAAAGGAGAAUGUUCCUAUACAUGAUCAAACAUCAGAUCAACAGCAGCCACCCCCACCUCCAGAGGAACAAGAACAAGAAGAACUUGAUUUUUUGUUUGAUGAAGAGAUGGAACAAAUUCAAGGUCAGAAGAAUAAAUUUACUGAUUGGUCAGACAGCGAUUCCGAUUAUGAAAUUGAUGAUCAGGACGUCAACAAGAUUUUGAUUGUAACCCAGACACCACCAUAUAUGAGAAAACAUCCUGGAGAUCAUACUGGCAACCAUGUAUGCCAUGCAAAAAUUACAUCAGGACUUGCUAAAGUUAUUAAUGAUGGCUUAUACUAUUAUGAGCAGGAUUUGUGGAUGGGGCAGAGUGAAAAUGACGCCGUGAUGAAGCAAGAGAUUGAGAACUUUAGGAAGCUAAAUCUCGUUAGUAAGGAAGAACGUGAUAGUCUUGCACCAGAGCCAGUUGCUGAUUCAACCCAAGAAGUUCCUCCAGAGUUACAGAAAGGUUUAGCAGCGGAGCUGACUUGUAAUUUGCUAAGUUUUGAAGUACCUCCAAAAGCAGCAGUAGCUCAGUUGCUGCCAACAGCAGUUCCAGAUUCCUCCUGUGUUCACCCUGGCUUUACCCCGCGAACACCUCGCACCCCGAGGCUGCAGGAUCCCAACAAAACACCUAGGUUCUACCCUGUCGUUAAAGAAGCACGCUCCAUUGAUGUAAAGACUCCAAGAAAAAGAAAAACACGGCACAGUACAAAUCCUCCCUUAGAAUCCCAUGUUGGCUGGGUGAUGGAUUCCAGAGACCACAGGCCAAGAACUUCCUCUGUGAGCAGUUCCAAUGCUUCGCCUUCAGAAGGAACUCCACUAGCAGGAAGUUACGGGUGUACUCCAAAUUCUCUUCCAAAAUUUCAACAUCCUUCUCAUGAACUGUUAAAGGAAAAUGGCUUUACUCAACAGGUGUACCACAAAUACCGUCGAAGGUGUCUAAUGGAGAGGAAACGGUUGGGAAUUGGCCAGUCCCAGGAAAUGAACACACUCUUUCGUUUCUGGUCCUUUUUUCUGAGAGAUCACUUUAACAAGAAAAUGUAUGAAGAAUUCAAGCAACUUGCUCUGGAUGAUGCAAAAGAACACUACAGGUAUGGAUUGGAAUGCUUGUUUAGAUUUUACAGCUAUGGCCUAGAGAAGAAAUUCAGGCAAGAAAUAUUCCGUGAUUUCCAAGAAGAAACAAAGAGAGACUAUGAAGCUGGUCAGCUGUAUGGACUGGAAAAAUUUUGGGCUUAUCUAAAAUACUCUCAGCACAAGACUCCAGCUGUUGAUCCCAAACUGCAAGAAUACCUUAGUAAAUUUAAGAGACUGGAGGACUUCCGAGUGGAUCCUCCUAUUAGUGAAGAAUCUGGCCGAAAGAGACCAGUUGCCGCAACAGGUGAGGAUUCAGGUCAUCACAGACAUCACACUAAUUCUUCUAGACCGCUUCUGGCCACUAAACCCACAGCUGCUUGUCAGUGCCAGGCACCAGGAAACAUUACCGGUGGGAAUACUGUGCCAGCAUCCAUAGGCCAUAACAGCACUGCCACGAAAUCUAUAGAAAGCGAUGUACCGGAAAAAUAGACUGAAGACAAGCUUGAACCCUUGAGAAUCAACUUUUACAUCUCUCUCAAUUUGGAGAUCUUCAAGGCGAGCCAAUCUAAUAAGUGAUUAAAAACAUUAUGGGAAGACAGAGGAUUGGAUUCACUUUUUCGCAGGAUUUAGUUCUAAAACACUUACCCUAGGAGAGUUGCUCUUGGUUUUGGGAUCAUCGGAAGGAUCCUAGGGAAGAUUCUUUAGCUUCAGUAUUGCUUUCCUCAAGCUUUUGUUUACAAAGAACUGCAUUCCUUGCAUAUGCAAAAAAUACUUUGGGGAUGCCUUACAUUUCAGCUCAAAUUUCUUAAAAAAGGUAUGAUACACCCAUGUUAUUUACUGUGCUUUACCCAGAUUCUCCCAUUAUUUGUAUUUUACCAAAGCAAAAGAUUAUGUUAUAUAUAGAAUCUUAAAUGUAAAGGAAGGAUCUAUGCGAUUGGUUUGCUCUUUAACUAUUAAAAGUAUGCUUUUGUGCAAAAGUACACUCGAGAACGUGCAGCUAAGUAUGAAACUGCAAUUCUGGAUUCUAUUUAAAGACAUAGUUUCUAUUUUUUUCAGGGUCUCCACAGUAUUUUAUGGAGUAUGGAGUUUGAGUGGACAUAACUGGGAUAGUUUUGCAGGUUAUUUCCUUCAGUACUGAUUCUUAAUAACUCAAGCAGCAGAAAAAUACAGGGAAAAAUGGAUCUGCUGGUUUUGUAGGGUCUUUAACUAACAUACAGUAUCUACAGUUUGUGCAGGUUGUUAAAAUAGCAAAGUAUUCAGAUUAUUCUCAGCUUGAAAGGUGUCUUCAUUGGAAUUCGCUGAUGGGUUUGAAGUACUCCAGCAGGAGAGGCAUCAUUUUUAAAAGUUUCUUUUUUUUUUUCCAUAUUUCGAGUAAUAAAAAUGUGUUUGGAGGGAAACCAGGUAUUCCUUGUAAACUUGAUUUUUUGCUUUAUUUUGCCACAUCUGAAUGAAGUUCUGCUCAAAUGUGCUAGUUAAGCCUAAAUGAUUUCAAACAGGUCUCCAUACUAUUUCACUGAAUGUAAAUUGCUCAAAGACAAAUCCAUUUCUGCAGCUGAAAACUGGGGAGGUUUAUAUCCUGUAAUUUCUUAUUAACUUUGUCCCUUUGUUUUUAAAGACUCGAACUGAGUGGGUACUUGUCUCUUCCGAGGGUAAGUGAGAAUUAUUCCAGCUUUUUGUUAGCCAGCUGCAGAAAACACUUCAGUUAACUUCCGAAGUAAAAGAAGUGACAUCUAACACCAACACCUUAACCCACAAAGGUGUCCCAGCUGACUGAGCAGCCAUGUGUGGGGUUUUCAACUCGCCUCAAAGGUUAUAACAAGUCCCAAUUAAUUUUUAUCCAGCCUUUUGUAAGUAAGUGGCCUGUUCUAAACGAAUUUAAAUGAACACAUCCCAGUAUUUUAAGUAAUAUCCUAUACAUACAUGGAAGCGACGCGUCUCAAUGCUGUGUUUGGUCUGAUCUAUGCCUUUUGCUAUCCAAGAAAAUGAUGUGAAUGUAAAUUUGGAUUGAAAUUGUAUAUACAAGUAAGAGAUUUAAGAUAAUUCCUUUCAGUUUUUCAUUGGGAAACAUGCAGAUUAAGCUUUCAGUGUGUGCAAUUUUGUGAUAUCUUAAAUUUUAUAGCAGCAGCAGCAAACUGAAUAGUGUUGUAUAUCAACUCUUUUUCCCCCACCCCAAAGUGUGAAGAAAAAGAACUUGAGCGUGCCGCAGAUUUGCUUGUGAACUCCCGUUGCCUCUGGUGCACUAAGGUAUCGGGGACACCCAGCCUGCUGAAGGCUGAAGUGGUUCUUGGAAUGUGAGCCCCCCUUCUUCAAGUUCAAUAUUAUUUUCCUUCAUGUGACUGGGUAUUUGUCGAGAAGGAUGACAGGUGAAUGAGAAAUGUGGCUGAAAGCAAA
Strigops habroptila (Kakapo) is the source of this 5524-nucleotide messenger RNA. RefSeq names its product La ribonucleoprotein 1B (gene LARP1B). Gene Ontology annotation, biological process: mRNA stabilization; positive regulation of translation. The coding region runs from base 1604 to 3622 and encodes 672 amino acids. The record is from RefSeq and is a predicted model, not a curated record. Gene Ontology annotation, cellular component: cytosol; cytoplasmic stress granule. Gene Ontology annotation, molecular function: RNA cap binding. Lineage: Eukaryota; Metazoa; Chordata; Aves; Psittaciformes; Psittacidae. The transcript is spliced from 20 exons.